This is a messenger RNA of Vigna umbellata (rice bean), 2356 nucleotides long. Its product is annotated as arabinosyltransferase RRA3-like. NCBI's taxonomy places the organism in Eukaryota, Viridiplantae, Streptophyta, Magnoliopsida, Fabales, Fabaceae. Gene Ontology annotation, biological process: root hair cell development. Gene Ontology annotation, molecular function: glycosyltransferase activity. The record is from RefSeq and is a predicted model, not a curated record.
CUUCUCAACAAUUACAUGAAAAAUUAGAAGAAUAAUAUUGUAUGUGCGUGUAAGAAGAAUCCGAGAAACUUGUUGCUCAAUCACGAUCAGUCUCAGAGUUCAAAGGGAAUGAAUGCUUUUUCUCAGAAGAACAACAACACCAACUUUAAUCGUUCCAUUGUUGUUUCCCUUUAACCCCAAACAGUUAUUAUAAAACCCAACAACCAUCGGGUUUCGGAGAUACAAUGAUUGGGCGCAGAGACAGAGAGGGACCCUUGAUGAGGAACAACAACCCAAACUCUCUACGCAAAUCCAGGGUCCUAACCGCAGUUGCAAUUGGCGUCCUUAUUGGAUGCGUCUUCGCUUUCUUGUACCCCAAUGGCUUCUUCGUUUCUGACUCUGUCGCUGCUAAUCGCCGCCUCUCUAACGCAGGAUCCAUAGCCCAGGAAAAUUCAGCUGGAUGUGAAUCCUCAGAUCGGGUCAACCUGUUGAAAUCAGAGUUUGUAGCGUUAUCAGAGAAGAAUGCUGAGCUAAAAAAACAGGUGAGGGAAUUGACUGAAAGGCUUCGCCUUGCAGAGCAAGGGAAAGACCAGGCUCAAAAGCAGUUCCUUACGCUAGGUAAACAGGUUAAAGCUGGACCCUUUGGUACAGUAAAGGGACUGAGAACCAACCCUACUGUUGUUCCUGAUGAGUCUGUGAACUCGAGAUUGGGAAAGAUAUUAGAGAAAGUUGCAGUUAAACGAGAGCUUAUAGUUGGACUUGCAAACGCCAAUGUAAAGGAGAUGCUGGAGNCCAUCGGUUUCGGAGAUACAAUGAUUGGGCGCAGAGACAGAGAGGGACCCUUGAUGAGGAACAACAACCCAAACUCUCUACGCAAAUCCAGGGUCCUAACCGCAGUUGCAAUUGGCGUCCUUAUUGGAUGCGUCUUCGCUUUCUUGUACCCCAAUGGCUUCUUCGUUUCUGACUCUGUCGCUGCUAAUCGCCGCCUCUCUAACGCAGGAUCCAUAGCCCAGGAAAAUUCAGCUGGAUGUGAAUCCUCAGAUCGGGUCAACCUGUUGAAAUCAGAGUUUGUAGCGGUAUCAGAGAAGAAUGCUGAGCUAAAAAAACAGGUGAGGGAAUUGACUGAAAGGCUUCGCCUUGCAGAGCAAGGGAAAGACCAGGCUCAAAAGCAGUUCCUUACGCUAGGUAAACAGGUUAAAGCUGGACCCUUUGGUACAGUAAAGGGACUGAGAACCAACCCUACUGUUGUUCCUGAUGAGUCUGUGAACUCGAGAUUGGGAAAGAUAUUAGAGAAAGUUGCAGUUAAACGAGAGCUUAUAGUUGGACUUGCAAACGCCAAUGUAAAGGAGAUGCUGGAGGUAUGGUUCACCAACAUCAAGAGAGUUGGCAUAACCAACUAUCUAGUUGUUGCUUUAGACGAUGAGAUUGUGAAGUUUUGUGAAUCAAAUCAAGUGCCAGUGUAUAGAAGAGAUCCAGAAGAUAGUGUUGAUGUGAUUGGAAGAAUCGGGAGUAACCAUGCUGUCUCUGGUCUUAAAUUUCGUAUUCUAAGAGAAUUUUUGCAGUUGGGAUACAGUGUUCUUUUAUCAGAUGUGGACAUUGUAUAUUUGCAGAAUCCAUUCGAUCAUCUAUACCGGGAUUCAGACGUGGAGUCCAUGAGCGAUGGUCACAGUAACAUGACAGCAUACGGCUAUAACGAUGUCUUUGAUGAACCUGCAAUGGGUUGGGCUAGAUUUGCUCAUACUAUGAGGAUAUGGGUUUACAACUCUGGUUUCUUCUAUAUUAGACCAACAAUCCCUUCAAUCGAGCUUUUGGAUCGUGUGGCAACACGACUUUCGAAAGAGAAGGCUUGGGACCAGGCUGUUUUCAAUGAGGAACUCUUUUACCCAUCACAUCCUGGUUAUGAUGGGCUUCAUGCUUCCAGAAGAACUAUGGAUAUGUAUCUCUUCAUGAACAGCAAGGUUCUGUUCAAGACAGUGAGGAAUGAUGCUAACCUCAGCAAAUUGAAGCCUGUAAUUAUUCACGUGAAUUACCACCCUGAUAAACUUCCCCGAAUGAAAGCAAUUGUUCAGUACUACGUUGAUGGAAAGCAGGAUGCUCUCAAACCUUUCCCAGAUGGCUCAAAUUGAUAAUCUUGCUGCUGCUGAGAGUAUAUUUUUUUUCGGGUCAAUUGCUUAGAACAGUUUCACAGUAGAUUUCAUUAGCUACAAAGCAUGUGUAGGUACAAACUGAUAUCAUCUUAUGAGUACACUGAGUUAUGCUUUUAGGCCUCAUUCUGUUUCUUUCUAUUCCUUUUUAAUGCAUGUUUUUGGUGGGGCUUACAUGGAUUUUCUUCUGUAACAUUUGUUGUAUGCUAAUUUUAAGUUUUUUGUUGUUUCUU